This is a messenger RNA of Perognathus longimembris pacificus (Pacific pocket mouse), 4626 nucleotides long. It is a transcript of the gene Frmd4a, whose product is annotated as FERM domain containing 4A. The coding region runs from base 1 to 3312 and encodes 1103 amino acids. Gene Ontology annotation, biological process: establishment of epithelial cell polarity. NCBI's taxonomy places the organism in Eukaryota, Metazoa, Chordata, Mammalia, Rodentia, Heteromyidae. The record is from RefSeq and is a predicted model, not a curated record. The transcript has 23 exons. Gene Ontology annotation, cellular component: adherens junction; bicellular tight junction; cytoskeleton.
AUGGCUGCGGAGCUGCUGGGCUCUGAGGACCUACCCGGUGGCUGGAACCUUGCUUGUUGGGCACUGAAGACUUACCAAGAAGGAAAGCUUUGGGUCCUGCAGCUGAUGUUGAAACCAUGGUGCGUCUCCAGGGCUGUCUACCAGAUGACGGAGGGCCGUCGAUGUCAAGUACACCUUCUGGAUGACAGGAAGCUGGAACUCCUGGUACAGCCCAAGCUUUUGGCGAAGGAGCUCCUAGACCUUGUGGCUUCUCAUUUCAACCUGAAGGAAAAGGAAUACUUUGGAAUCGCAUUCACAGAUGAGACGGGACAUCUCAACUGGCUUCAGCUAGACCGGAGGGUGCUGGAACACGAUUUCCCCAAGAAGUCGGGACCCGUGGUGUUGUACUUUUGUGUCAGGUUCUACAUCGAAAGCAUUUCCUACCUGAAGGACAACGCCACCAUCGAGCUGUUCUUCCUGAAUGCCAAGUCCUGCAUCUACAAGGAGCUUAUUGACGUUGACAGUGAAGUGGUAUUUGAAUUAGCUUCCUACAUUUUACAGGAAGCAAAGGGAGAUUUUUCUAGCAAUGAAGUCGUGAGGAGCGACCUGAAGAAGCUUCCAGCCCUUCCCACGCAAGCCCUGAAGGAGCACCCCUCUCUAGCCUACUGUGAAGACAGAGUCAUUGAGCACUACAAGAAACUGAAUGGCCAGACAAGAGGACAAGCCAUUGUAAACUAUAUGAGCAUCGUGGAAUCUCUCCCGACCUACGGGGUUCAUUAUUAUGCCGUGAAGGACAAGCAGGGGAUACCAUGGUGGCUGGGACUGAGCUACAAAGGAAUCUUCCAGUACGACUACCAUGAUAAAGUGAAGCCCAGGAAGAUAUUCCAGUGGAGACAGUUGGAAAACCUGUAUUUCAGGGAAAAGAAGUUUUCAGUGGAAGUUCAUGACCCCCGCAGGGCUUCGGUGACCCGGAGGACCUUCGGACACAGUGGCAUUGCAGUACACACGUGGUAUGCGUGCCCGGCAUUGAUCAAGUCCAUUUGGGCAAUGGCAAUUAGCCAGCACCAGUUCUAUCUGGACAGAAAGCAGAGUAAGUCUAAGAUCCAUGCGGCACGAAGUCUGAGCGAGAUUGCCAUCGACCUCACAGAAACGGGGACCCUGAAGACCUCGAAGCUGGCCCACAUGGGGAGCAAGGGGAAGAUAAUCAGCGGCAGCAGUGGAAGCCUGCUCUCCUCAGGUUCUCAGGAAUCGGAUAGCUCUCAGUCGGCCAAGAAAGACAUGCUGGCUGCCUUGAAAUCCAGGCAGGAAGCGCUGGAGGAGACCCUGCGCCAGCGGCUGGACGAGCUGAAGCGGCUGUGUCUCCGGGAAGCGGAGCUCACCGGGAAACUGCCAGUUGAAUAUCCUCUGGAUCCAGGCGAGGAGCCGCCUAUUGUUCGGAGAAGAAUUGGGACUGCCUUCAAGCUGGAUGAACAGAAGAUCCUGCCCAAAGGAGAGGAAGCGGAGCUGGAGCGGCUGGAGCGGGAGUUCGCCAUUCAGUCCCAGAUCACCGAGGCCGCCCGCCGCCUGGCCAGCGACCCCAACGUCAGCAAGAAGCUGAAGAAGCAGAGGAAAACCUCCUACCUGAACGCGCUGAAGAAGCUGCAGGAGAUCGAGAACGCCAUCAACGACAACCGGAUCAAGUCUGGGAAGAAGCCCACGCAGAGGGCCUCACUGGUCAUCGACGAUGGAAAUAUCGCCAGCGAGGACAGCUCCCUCUCAGAUGCUCUUGUUCUUGAAGAUGAAGACGCUCAGGUUACCAGCACCAUAUCCCCCUUACAGUCCCCACACAAGGGGCUCCCCCCGCGGCCGCCAUCCUCUCACAACCGGCCCCCGCCCCCCCAGUCCCUGGAGGGGCUCCGGCAGAUGCACUACCACCGCAGCGACUACGACAAGUCCCCCAUCAAGCCCAAGAUGUGGAGCGAGUCGUCCUUGGAUGAGCCCUACGAGAAGGUCAAGAAGCGCUCCUCCCACGGUCACUCCGGCAGCCACAAGCGCUUUCCCAGCACCGGGAGCUGCGCGGAGGCCGGCGGCGGGGGCAGCGGCUCCCUGCAGAACAGCCCCAUCCGGGGCCUCCCGCACUGGAACUCGCAGUCCAGCAUGCCGUCCACGCCAGACCUGCGCGUCCGCAGCCCCCACUACGUCCAUUCCACGAGGUCGGUGGACAUCAGCCCCACGCGGCUGCACAGCCUGGCCCUGCACUUCCGACACCGGAGCUCCAGCCUGGAGUCGCAGGGCAAACUGCUGGGCUCGGAGAACGACACGGGGAGCCCGGACUUCUACACCCCGCGGACUCGUAGCAGCAACGGCUCGGACCCCAUGGACGACUGCUCGUCGUGCACCAGCCACUCGAGCUCGGAGCACUACUACCCGGCGCAGAUGCACGCCAACUACUCGACGCUGGCCGAGGACUCGCCGUCCAAGGCGCGGCAGCGGCAGCGGCAGCGGCAGCGCGCGGCGGGCGCGCUGGGCGCGGCGAGCUCGGGCAGCAUGCCCAACCUGGCGGCGGCGCGCGGGGGCGCGGGCGGCGGCGGCGGCGGCGCGGGCGCGGGCGCGGGCGCGGGCGGCGUCUACCUGCACAGCCAGAGCCAGCCCAGCUCGCAGUACCGCAUCAAGGAGUACCCGCUGUACGUGGAGGGCGGCGCCACGCCCGUGGUGGUGCGCAGCCUCGAGAGCGACCAGGAGGGCCACUACAGCGUCAAGGCGCAGUUCAAGACCUCCAACUCCUACACGGCCGGGGGGCUGUUCAAGGAGAGCUGGCGCGGCGGCGGGGCCGGGGGCGGCGGGGACGAGGGCGACGCGGGCCGCCUCACCCCCUCGCGAUCGCAGAUCCUGCGGACUCCGUCGCUGGGCCGCGACGGCGGCGGCGGCGGCGGCGGCGCCCACGACAAGGGCGCGGGGGGGCGCGCCGCCGUGUCGGACGAGCUGCGCCAGUGGUACCAGCGCUCCACGUCCUCCCACCGCGAGCACUGCCGCCUGUCCCACACCAGCUCCACCUCCUCCGACAGCGGCUCCCAGUACAGCACCUCCUCCCAGAGCACCUUCGUGGCGCACAGCCGGGUCACCAGGAUGCCCCAGAUGUGUAAGGCCACGUCAGCUGCCUUACCUCAGAGCCAGAGAAGCUCAACGCCGUCCAGUGAGGUUGGAGCCACCCCCCCGAGCAGUCCCCACCACCUCCUGACCUGGCAGACGGGGAGCUACACGGACAGCUGCUUCCUGGAUUCCUCCCUCUAUCCAGAACUAGCUGACGUCCAGUGGUACGGGCAGGAGAAAGCCAAGCCCGGGACCCUCGUGUGAGCCAGCCCGACGCCAUUCUGUCACCUCACUGCCUCUCAUUUGCCUUACCCAGACGCACUGUCACCUGCACCAGCUUCCACCCUCAGCACUUUUUUUUUUUCUCCUGUCUCCGCAAUCCCUUCAAGCCCUCAAAUACCUGACUGAGGAGACAUUCUGGAAGGUUCCGGUCCCACUGUGUGUCCCCCUGGCUCUCUUGCCCACGGAGAGCCAGACAGCAAAAAUCCUCCAUGGCGCCUUGGUGGCUUCCCUCUGCCAGGCACCAUCCGGGAAGCCAGCACGCGUGAACUCCUGCAGACAAGCAGCCAAGGGAGAGAAGGGAAAGGAAGAUCCACCCGCAGACAGCCGGCGGCCAUAGCGCCCCCCAUGCCCUUCAAGUCUCCCCCCAUUUCCUCCUGAGUGAGACAGCCUGCAAGGAGCGGCCAUGGGAGAGAGAGAAAGGAAGCCUAAGCCCUUCAGAGAUGCAUCGGAAGAUUCGCGAUCAGUUCUACGCUGCCAAAGAUUAAACACAUGCAAAAACGAAACAAAAACAAACCAAUACAAGGGGCCAAGAGGAAGACAUUCUUUCUGCAAUGAGACGUUCGACUCUGCAUACCCCAAGCGAAAGCCAACCUUCGUCAGUCGUGUCUUCAGUCCAUCUCCCUUCCAAGUCCUCUUCCCCCUCCUGAGAGCUGUGAAAAGUAGCCCCACGGGGUGGUGGCCGCAAGGCCCCUCCGCCUCAAUGACUCCAUCCAUCCAGACACCAGGGAAUCGGCCCCUGUGGGGAGCAGUGCCCAGGCCCUGCUUUCCUGCAGGAAACUUGAAGGUGACCACUGUGCAAAGUGGUUCUCCCUCGUGAAAGCCACCGCCAGUCAAAGUCUAUAACCUGUGUUUUCCGCAAGGUGUUUCAUUUGCUUCUCGUUUUUAUGGGAAACCAAGGGAAAAAAGCACAUUGCCAGCCAGCCAACUGUGUUCCUCUGUCGUGGCUCAUUUUUUUUCUGUUCCUUAGCACUUGUGUGACAAGCAGCUCAGCUCCGACGUCUGUGUGUCACUAACUCAAAGAGCCCAGCCGUGCCCUUAGGUGGGAAGAUGUGUACAUGUGUGUCUACCAGCCGGCAGGCAGAGCAGGGUUGAAAAAAAAUUAAAAAAUAAAACAAAUUAGCUCCCGAAGGGCCCAACUACUACAGCAAUUAUCAGUCGCCUCGAAGCGCCCCCUUGGUUUGCAAACACCAAGGGAAAAGGAGGAAGAGAACGCGCGUGGGAGCUGCCGUUUACAUGUGUUCUGAGCAAUGCUUAAGACACAACCGGAAAGCCAUCAAACUCCAAAGGCCUCAAAAA